AUGGAAAAAAAUUUCUACCCAAAUAUAUGCGCCAUCGUUUAUCGCAAAGAAGAGUCAUUUGAAGUGGCUGCGGGGAGUUGCUCGACAGCACGUGGCACUCUCUCUCUCUUCACAAACACUAAAGGAGGAAUCAUGGAUGAUCUGAUUGUGACCAAGACAGAUCAGGGUUACGUGUAUGUUGUCUCCAAUGCUGGUUGUGCGGACAAAGACUCUGCUCGUAUGCAGGCCAGACUUCAGGAGUUUAAAGCAGCAGGUCAUGAUGUAGAUUUGGAGUUCAUGGAAGAAAGUCUCAUUGCUCUGCAGGGUCCAUCAAUGGCCCAGGUUCUGCAGAAAGGUGUGGGUGAUGACCUCAGGAAGCUGACCUUUAUGACCAGUGUUUUGACCCCAGUGUUUGGCAUCCAGGGCUGCAGGGUCACACGCUGCGGAUAUACAGGGGAGGAUGGAGUUGAGAUCUCAGUACCAAGUGGAGAAGUUGUUUUACUGACUGAAAAGUUGUUAGCUGAUAGUGAGGUGAAACUCGCUGGUCUCGGUGCCAGAGACAGUCUGAGGCUGGAGGCAGGACUUUGUCUCUACGGCAAUGACAUUGAUGAGACCACCACACCUGUGGAAGCAAGUCUUGUUUGGACUAUAGGUAAGCGUCGUCGACAGGCACAAGAUUUCCCUGGUGCUGACAUCAUUGUUCCUCAAAUAAAGGCAAAGACUCAGAGAAAGAGAGUGGGACUGAUCUCCACUGGACCACCUGUCAGACAGCACACACCAAUCCUGUCAUCUGAAGGCAGGGUUAUAGGGGAGGUCACCAGUGGAUGCCCCUCCCCCUGCCUCAAACAAAAUGUUGCCAUGGGCUACGUUGAAGCUGGCUUCAGUAAAGUGGGCACAUCAAUCCAGGUGGAAGUGAGGAAGAAAGCAGUGCCAGCAGUGGUCAGCAAGAUGCCAUUCGUGCCCACCAAGUACUACAUGGGCCAGUAGACCUACUGAUCAUAAAAGCGUCUGUAUUUAUGAGAGGGUCUGUCGUAGAUCUGUCUGGUCUUAUUUAGCAGUGGAGAUCACUGCCACUGGAUUCCCGCUGGAAUGGAGACCAACAUUAGAGAUUAUGUAAAGCCUGAGAGACAUGUCAACAUCGAGCAUUCCAUAAUGCAAACACAAAUGCAAACUUUAAACACAAACAUAAUUUACUUCCAUUUAAAUUACAUUCCAGGACAUUCUGUUAUAAUUGCACAACAUUUUGGCCACUUCACUAGAAAUUCAAAUCAAAUGGAAUUUCAGGACAUUGUUUCUGUGUGUGUGUGUGUGUCUAACAUAGAGCACUUAAAAUGUUAGUUUGAGUUUGGGAAGGUGACAUCUGUUUUAAAGACUACUGACUAGGAUUCCUUUUUUCCUAAGUUUGCCACAUAUAUGGUUCAUUUUAUGCCGGUGUACUGUUUUAGUGUCAUAACUUUAUGAUGUACGAUGAUAAAAUAAUUAACAAAGCUAAUCUGAAUGAAAUAAACUGUAUUAGAAAAGUGCCUAAUUUCUCAGGAGUAGGUUGUCAUGCGGUAGUAUUGUUAAUAUAAUUAACUUUAGACCACAUCACUGUGAAGUCUUUCUGUCCGAAAGAACAUUUCCAUUUAUGCUUCUUUUUGGGAU
Sinocyclocheilus grahami is the source of this 1623-nucleotide messenger RNA. Its product is annotated as aminomethyltransferase, mitochondrial-like. Gene Ontology annotation, cellular component: mitochondrion; glycine cleavage complex. Bases 1 to 966 code for a protein of 321 amino acids. The transcript is spliced from 7 exons. Gene Ontology annotation, molecular function: aminomethyltransferase activity; protein binding. Gene Ontology annotation, biological process: glycine catabolic process. NCBI's taxonomy places the organism in Eukaryota, Metazoa, Chordata, Actinopteri, Cypriniformes, Cyprinidae. The record is from RefSeq and is a predicted model, not a curated record.